Molecule: messenger RNA, 5213 nt
Organism: Macaca mulatta (Rhesus monkey)
Lineage: Eukaryota; Metazoa; Chordata; Mammalia; Primates; Cercopithecidae
Source: RefSeq, a predicted model, not a curated record
CAGCCUGGGCGACAGAGCAAGACUCCGUCUCAAAAAAAGAAAAAAAAAAAAAAAAGCCGCUCUUGAUAGGAACUGUUUCUAGAAUCAAAUAAACGGGUCUGGAAUGAACUCAGAGCUCACACUAGUAUCUUCAGGUAGAAGAUUUGGGGCAGAUACAGUAGCCUGUGGUAACCCCCUGCCCUCCUCCCCGACAUUUUCCCAUAAACCCUGCCCCCAAGAUGUGCCCGAGGAGGAGCUGGUGGGGAGGGAGCCCUACCCAUUCCAGGAACUGCGGGAGUUGGCGGGUGGCCCACCCAGCAACUGGGAAGAGUUAAAGCCGGCCAGGCCCUCCUUAGGUUUGAGUGUGGAUUUUGUCCCCAGGGAUAGGAGACCACUGAAGGGUCACAGCAGGGGAUGGGAGGGUCUGCUCCUCCCCUGUGUGCCUCACUGAUGCUGCCGGCUCUGCCUUCCCCUGGCUCACUCAUCUCCCGCAACAAGGCUCCCAACCUGUCCCUCACCACCUCCCGAGCACCUCUACUGUCUCAAGGACCUGCUCUUGUUUCAACCCAGCCCUCCUCUCACUGGGCCUGUCUUCUCUGCACCAAGUAGGUCCUCGUCCUUGUCACAUAAACAAAUGAGCAAAUGGACGGCCCAACAGCCGACAGGAGAGCUCAUGAGCCCCACAGGCCGCCUCUGGGCCGCUGAAGGUGAUGUGUACCAACCCCUUGAAGUCCUCGAGGGAGCUGGACUCCCUCCUUCAACACUGGAGACCAUCCCUCAUCUCAGUGUCUGUGCUCACCUGUGUGUGUCUUCUCAAUAUUCAGGUUAUGGUGUCUACGUAUACCCAAAUUCUUUCUUUCGAUAUGAAGGAGAAUGGAAAGGAGGGAGGAAGCACGGUCACGGGAAGUUGUUAUUUAAAGAUGGCAGUUAUUACGAGGGGGCGUUUGUGGAUGGAGAGAUCACGGGAGAAGGCCGCCGGCACUGGGCCUGGUCAGGGGACACCUUCUCUGGACAGUUUGUUCUGGGAGAGCCUCAAGGACACGGCGUCAUGGAGUACAAAGCCGGCGGAUGCUAUGAAGGGGAGGUCUCCCAUGGCAUGCGGGAAGGACGCGGGUUUCUGGUGGACCGGGACGGACAAGUGUACCAGGGCUCCUUCCAUGACAACAAGAGGCACGGCCCUGGGCAGAUGCUCUUUAAGAACGGUGACAAGUACGAUGGCGACUGGGUCCGGGACCAGCGUCAGGGACACGGGGUGCUGCGCCGCACCGAUGGCUCCACCUACGAGGGACAGUGGCACAGCGACGUCUUCAGUGGACUGGGCAGCAUGGCCCACUGCUCAGGGGUCACCUAUUAUGGGUUGUGGAUCAACGGCCACCCAGCAGAACAAGCCACAAGGAUCGCGAUCUUGGGUCCGGAGGUGAUGGAAGUGGCCCAAGGGUCUCCCUUCUCGGUGAACGUUCAGCUGCUGCAGGACCACGGGGAAAUUGCCAAGAGCGAGAGUGGCCGGGUCCUGCAGAUCUCAGCGGGCGUCAGAUACGUGCAGCUGUCGGCCUAUUCUGAGGUCAGCUUUUUCAAAGUGGACGGAGACAACCAAGAGACACUCAUCCAGACCCCAUUUGGGUUCGAAUGCAUCCCUUAUCCUGUGUCCAGCCCCGCAGCUGGGGCGCCGGGGCCCAGAGCUGCCAAGACAGGUGCAGAAGCCGACGUACCCCUGCCCAGGAGAGACCUGGAGCUGGAUUUGGGUGCCCUCUGUGGCCAGGAGGGCACCCCCGGUGGCCUGCUUGAGAUGGCACCUGUGGAAACGUGCCCACCCCACACCAACCAUGGCACGCCUUCCAGCCACCAAGCAGGAUCUCCCACGCGGACGGCCACUCAUGUGCAGGGUAGAAACGUCAGGCCAGAGAGCUUCAGGCCAGAAGAUAAUCCAACAUGAGGCCUGAAGGAAACUCGGGCCAGAAAAUCUCCAGGGUACCUGCCUGCCAAAGUCCCUUCCGAGGACUCUCCUGAGCCAGUGGCUGAGACACGUGCAUCCGUGGCGGAAGCUCCAGGUCUGGGCAGCCCUCUCCCCGCAGUCACAGACUACGCACACUGGGAACACCUACCUGCAACAAAGCCCGGCCACAGCCAGAGAGCAGGAUGGCUCUCGCCAGGCCCCUUGGGUUGCUCCCCGCCGCUGACCCCCUGCUGCGUGGCACAGGCUUCCCCAUGGCCCCGCCACUUUGGCUUCCUCCCGGCAGGCCAUGUGCUUAGGAUGAGACAUGGCUGCUUUUAGCAAACAACACUAGGGUGACUUCAGUCCAGCCAAGAUGACUUCUCACUCACAUCAGAGCUCAAGAGGGAGAGGUGACCUCCCUCCCCAGCCACUGGGGACCCCAGUUCCUGUUACCUGUUCUGCCACUGUCAUCUUUCUGCACCACCUCAUGGUCCUGGAUGGCUGCACAGGCUCUAGCCAUUAUGCCCCUAUUCCAGCUAGCAGAAAGGGGGAAGCAUAAGUGGCAAGGAGAAGGGCCCUCCCCUUCUUUUUUUUUUAAUUGCUCUAUGCAUUUAUUAUUAGCUAUUAUUAUUGCAGAACGAGGGGACAAAAAGCUCACAAACACUCUACACAAUUUCAUAAGACACAUUGCAGGGGAAAAAGUGACUGAGAUGGAUCAACAGUAUGCUAGGGUGUUGAUGGACGCAUUCAUCGGGGAGGUGGACCUCUAAUUCCUGGUGGAGGGGGCCUCAUUCCUGGAGGGGGGCAUGCCUUCCGGCGUCCCUCAAGCAGGGGGAAGCCCAAUUGGUAGGCCUGUGGGUGGCCUCAUACCAGGUUCAGAAGCACCACGUUUUAACUGUGGACAUCAGAUGUGGUGGAACGGCAAUCAUGACCGUGGGCCAGAGGAGCAAGAUGCUGCUGCACGUGGACCGCGGAAUGAGACGUAUCCUACAAGACGGCGGAGUCUUCACUGGCACCUUUAAGGCUUUUGAUAAGCGUGUGAAUUUGACCCCUGUGAUUGUGAGAGUUCAGAAAGAUGAAACCAACGAAUGCGAAGCGACCAGAACGUGAAGAAAAGCGGGGUUAGGGCCCUCCCCUUCUAAAGAAGCUUCCUGGAGGCGCCACCCUCACUGCCAUUGCUCAGAACUUGGUUACACGGCCCGGCCACACCAGGCCACACAGCCAGACGAGGCCACACAGAGACAAGCAGCGCGGCAAAGACUCUGUUACCAGAGGAGGAGGGGAGAAUGGCUCUUUGCCAAAUGGCUCGUCACGAACGACCCCUGCUGGGUCCCCACAGGUGCACCAACCGACUUGAAAGUCCUGGAGAGGGCUGGCAGGCAAGGACCUGAGUCUCCAGUCACCCCUGCAGGAGGAGCCCAGGGACCCUCACUCGCUUCUCUGGUAAGGAAUUGGGUGGGGUGCCCUGCCAUGACCCUGAAACAGCCUUUAGUCUCACCCUCCAUCUCCACAGACUCUACGCCUGCCGCUUUUGCAGUGAAAGCCCAGUGCUAGGGGUGAGUGUGUGGGGAGCGUGGGAGACGGGCGCUGACCCGGCCAUCCUGGGCAGCUGUGCUCAAGCAGCACCCCCGCCAGUCCCAGCUGGACUUUGCCUGGCAGGACACCCGACAGGCCUCACUGUGGCCUCUGCCCCGGGGGGUCGUGCGUGGGGAGCUGGGCCGGCCCGAACAGUGGGAUGUGCUGCCUCCCCGCGCUGGUCCACCUGCCACAAACACAAACUGGAAUGUUCUCAGCCACCUCCAGACUUCACAGCCUCUGGGCUUUGGGGCACAGAGGUCGGGCUGCCCUGGGGAAAGGAGGGAGAGAAGGAGGGCUUUGAGAGAGCACGGACAUGAGUCAGACCUGAAAUCAAGCCAAGCCAAGCCGCCUCACGUUUUAAAGCAAUUGCCAGUGUCUCAGCAUGUUCUGAAGCUCAGGGCGACAGCCAGGGGCCGAUAAACACCUGCCACAGAUGCCCAGCACACCUGUGUCACCCCCGUGCCACCCCUGAGGUCUCUGGACUGAAGGAAACAGAAGGCCCUGGAAGGCACCUCCUGCUGGGUCAAGGCCACUGGGGUCUCCCAGGAGCACCUCCAGCCCCGCCCCUCAUGCCCAUGUUGUGGGGAGCACAGGCCUUGCUCCACUGUCUGUGGAGGAGGCUGGAAAUUCAGCCCAGCUGUGCCCACCCCAGGGACAGGCUUCCCGGGAGCUCACACUCGCCCCCAACAAACUGACGUGGACUCGGGGUCCCAGGCAUCUUUCCUCGAAGACCCGACAGCAGCCGGGAACAAACCCUCCAGAAACCUGCCUUUCACUCAUAGAAAUAAGUUGACAAAGAGGGCAAAUCCUUUCUCUUUCUGGAGGCCUAAUGUCAGUGAUACAUAAUUGCACAUCACAGUAUUUUAUUAUUUUGUUGAUAUGAAAUGUUUCAGUUGUUUAGUUGUUUUUAACUUUCAAAUAAGGAUUUGCAUUUCGUUGAGAAGAAAAGAUGAUUUCCAAGGCGUGGACUAUUGCCAGAUACUCUAAACCCUAUUUUGGUUAAAUUACAGCACCCAGAUUUUAGUAACAAAGCACAUUGAUUUUAUAUUCAAAGGAUUUUUAUAUUUAGUCUCUUAACCUUUUGUAAUUCCCACCCACAGCUUGCAGCGCAGAACCCUUUUGUGUCCCUUGUUGUCAGUGGGGUGUCUGCCUGGGCCCCAUAAUUUAGGCCAUUGAGUUGGAGUGCAGGUGCUGCCCAUGGCGGGUGGACACGGUCAGGCCGGCUGGGCCCCAGUGCCUCAAACGAUCCCCUGGGAAUUGGAUUUGGGAACGUAGAGAGGCUGCAGGCGUGAGAGGACGUCAGGUUGCUUUUCUUUUCUUCUUCUUCUUUUUUUUUUUUUUGGUUUAAUGCACAAAACCCUCCCAGUGAAUAUUUUCAACAGAUCUGAGUGGUUUCUCUUUUUCAUGUGUUGGACAAAUGGUUUUGAGUAUUCAUCAGAUGGGAUCUAUGAAGAAUCAAUCAUUAUUGUAAGAUGAUUUUAAAAAUCAAGGUGCCCUCUGCCACUAAUUCAAUCUUGCCAGUAAAAGUGUCUGAAUGUGCAGCAGAGAAUUUCAGGAAAUUUCAUUGCCUCGUGGGGUGAUAACAGCUUUAAAUAUUAAUUGUCUAUGGUUAAUUAUGGCAGAGUAGCAUGAAAGAGCCAUAUUUUUAAAGGAAUGUUUGUGCUAUAAAUUCUUUUUCUAGGAAUCACAUCAUAUAGAGGGACUGUCCCAGAAAAAUACAGUA